Molecule: messenger RNA, 761 nt
Organism: Mus pahari (shrew mouse)
Lineage: Eukaryota; Metazoa; Chordata; Mammalia; Rodentia; Muridae
Product: complement factor H-like
Exons: 4
Source: RefSeq, a predicted model, not a curated record
AAAUUCUCUGCACACCACCACGAGUUGAAAAUGGAGAUGGUAUAAAUGUGAAACCAAUUUACAAGGAGAAUGAAAGAUACCACUAUAAGUGUAAGCAAGGUUAUAUGUCCAAAGAAAGAGGGGAUGCAAUCUGCACAGGUUCUGGAUGGAGUCCUCAGCCUUCCUGUGAAGUCAAUGACAGAGGUGAAUGCAACUGUCAUGGCAUGGCUUUCAAGCUGUAUCUGUCAUUGGUUAUCCACUCCCUGAAUUCCUGUGCCAACUUUACCCUGGCACAUCAUACUGGCAAGACAAAUUUUAAGUUGAAGAGUUUUAUAUGUGAUUUGAGUGUUUUUCUGGUUGUUUUAUUUAAUUUUUUUUUAUUCCAAGUGAAACCUUGUGAAUUUCCACAAUUCAAACAUGGACAUCUGUAUUAUGAAGAGAGAGUGAGAUCCUACUUCCCAGUAUCUAUAGGAAAGAAGUACAGCUAUAAGUGUGACAACGGGUUUUCACCACCUUCUGGGUAUUCCUGGGACUACCUUCGUUGCACAGCACAAGGGUGGGAGCCUGAAGUACCAUGCCUCAGGAAAUGUGUUUUCCAUUAUGUGGAGAAUGGAAAAUCUUCAUACUGGGAAGUAAUAUAUAUGCAGGGUCAGUCUGUAAAAGUCCAGUGUCACAGUGGCUAUAGUCUUCCAAAUGGUCAGGACACAAUUACAUGUACAGAGAAGGGCUGGUCGACUCCUCCCAAAUGCAUCCUUAUCAGUAAGUAACCAGCCCUUACAUUG